ACAAACUGGUAGGUUGCCACAACUAUAGACAAACACUGCACCACCUACACACACAACAUACCUUACACACAGACUGUACAUACUAUACACACACUAUGGUUCCCCUUUGCACACAUUAUAUCCCCUGUAGACACACACUAGAUCCACUGUACACAAACACAACUUCCCCUUUACACACAUACACUACAACCUCUAUAAACAUUACAGUCCUUGGCCACACACCACAAACAGCCACACCUUAAAGCAACUAUUUAUACAAAACACCACACAACAAACACCACUCUCCCUCUACACACAUGCAAUACCACAUACAGCCACCAAACGCAUGCACGAUAAUUUUUCUUGGCUUUUUUGUCCUCUGGUAUCUCACUUAUGGACACAUCAGAGACCAUUUACAAGCAAACUCAGUGCUGCACAUUACACAGGGCAUUUUCCCAUGUGAGAACUCUUUAGCAGGGCUCUGUCCAUGGGUUGCCCUGCAAGAGCACUAAAAUUAACAAAAAUUAACAUUCUCACCUGGGGGGACAAGCUUGUUAUUGGUGAUGACACUACACGCCCCCUCCCUGGCUCCACCCCCUACCACUGGGCCCCUCUGGGUGUGUGACUGAUCGCGCGACUGAUCAGACGUAUGUCAGUGGAGCUCUGCAUCUAUCUGGUAUUUUACCGUAUUAAUAACCAGCGGAAGCCUAACCACAAUCGCACCCCCUCAGAGACACAAUGGGGCACAAACUUUACCCACCAGAGAUCCCCUAACAACCAGAUAUUAGGCACUCAUUCCAAGAUGGCGCCCGCCACGAGGUUCGAGGAGGAAGCCUCAGAGGAAUCCCAGGAGGAUUCCUUGCCUCCUCCAGACAGAGUGUGAACUCCCCGGAGACUGAGUCAGAGGAUGAUUCGUCUCCCUAUACGAAGGGGGACAUGAAAAAGUUACUCCUGGACCUGCAUGCAACGAGGAGAGCAGACCUCCAAGAGACAGAACAGAAGGUAAGAGCUCUCCAACAAAAAAUCAGAAGAGUGGAGGAGAGGGAACAGGCCAGAGCCGCAUGCUUACAAAAUAACGAGACCCACCUGGAGGGUCUAACCCACCAAGUCCAGAAGUUACAACGUGCGGUAGACACGAUCGAAGCCUGACAUAGGCAACGCAGUAUGCGCCUGAGAGGCAUACCACAGGAGGUAACAUUGCCUCAAUGGGCCUAAAGGUAAGAUCAAACCCCUCAAUGAUACUAACUGCAUUUCAUGUACGUAAGGCAGCUACAUCCCCGGCUGCUGCCCCAAGAGAUACAAUUAUUGUCACCAGAGACAUUACAGUGCGCACAGCAAUUAUGGGCCAUUCCAGAAUGUUAGGGGACGGUUCAGUAUGAAGGAGCAUCAGUGUCACUCUUUAACGACAUUCUGUUUGCUGCACUCGUAGAACAUUGUAAACUGGCACCAGUUGCAAAGAAGCUGAGGGACCACUCGGUCCAUUACAGCUGGGGAGCCGAUGGUGCUUUAUAAGUCCCACAAGGAGACAAGACCCAUACACUAUCUUUGACUAAACUUGCAAGCUCGACAUCCAGAAGUUGAAAAACCAAGGAGUACCCAAGAUAAGACACACAGAGACCCGGGAGAAGGAACCUUGCUGAACCGACCCAGGUCCACCAAGAACACAGGUUCUACAUGCUUAUUUGUCACUUUAAAAGAUUUGUCCCAAGAUUACACCUGUGGCACAAUGCCGAGCUGUUAUAUGUCACAUCGUACUGACAGAUCAUAAUAUUAAACAAGCAUUUACCUGUGUCACUUAGUCCACUUAACAGGACUAUAGAGGAACUCUAUCAUACUACUUCUGGCAAGAUUACCGCUUCUGCAUACAUAGAGUACUAAUUAUAUGUAACGGUUCACUUUACUUUAUCAUAUGUUGUUUCUUUUUAUACCUUGAUGUAAAUGUAUACAUUUGUAUGCAAAAUUCAAUUUAAAAAAAAAUUACAUUAAAAAAAAAAGAAUAUGCGUAUAGCUUUAACUUUCUAGUGAACAAUCUACUGAGCACAAAUACCCUGCUGCACAUUUUCUCAUCUUGUUAUGAGUUAGAUCUGGCAUGAGUCAGGAGUUGAGAAUGUUUUCAAUUAUGUCAUGUUAUAGAGAAUACAGUUAUAUUACAAUGUUGCUUAAGUCACAAGCAGAGACAACACUUCUUUAGGAAACGCAGAACAAGAACCAGUAAGAAAACAAAACAGAUGAUUCUGGCCUCGGGGUAAGACAAUUACUGUUUUCUUUGCAUCAGUUGCUAAUGAGCUUCAUUAAUAUUUCUCAUAACUCAUUUCUCAAUACAAAACUUUAAGCGUUUAGAGCAAAAUUAUAUGAUUUUCAGUAAUUAAUUUAUUUGGUUCAUAUAUUAUACAUAGAUCAAAUGUCACUGUGUAAUUAAUGGAAUAUUACUUUACAUAAAGAAACAGCCAAGUCUACAUUCUCUACAUUCUACGUGAUGUGUAUUAAACAAAACAAGACUGUGUACAAAAACCUAGAUUCUUGUUGAAACAUUUUGAAAGUUGGAAGUUGUUUUUACUAAGAAAUCAAGGACUGUUUUGGUUUUUGGAAAUGUAAACAGAUUUUAUGAAUCUGGAACUCAAAUCUAAAUAUUUUGUUUGUAUUUGCGUUUAAAAGAUGAGACACACCUAAAUGAUUUGAUUAACGUAGACGUCCACAUCAGGAGACUUAUCAAUGCAAAAGUGCAAAGUUAUUGCCUGGAAAAUUAAAGAACAAGAAAAAAAUUAAAUAGAAAGCAUAUGUGCAUGUAUACAGUCUCCAUUCCUGUGAUUAGUGCCAGAUGAUAUUGGUUGUCUCUUUAGGGGAAAACAGCACAUGUACACUUUUUAUCCUUGUAUAUGUAUUUUAUUCCAUGAAUUGUUUGUGGUAGAAGUACAUUUUCAUUUUUUAUAUAUUUUCUUAUUGAAAUAUGGACUGCAACUCCAUGUAUCCAUAUGCAGAUGAUGGUGGUGGGAGCUGUAGUUGUCAACAGUUAGAAAGCGUUUUCUUAAACACCAAGUUUUUUUCCCCCCUUCCGGUCAAUAUGUACAUGGGUUACCACUUUUUGCAUUGCAACAAAUGCAAAAUUAAUGAGAAUUCUAGAAAUCAAUUAAUUCUGAAAAGGAUUUUUUUUUUUUAACACAAGUUAGCAGGCUGGAUAGUUUAGUACUCUCAUUGCAGAAACCACAGAUCAUAUACUGAAAUCUUCACUUAUAACAGACACUCUCCCCAGAGCAGCAAGGGAUACUACAUAUUAAUGGAUCCAAUGUGUUAUAGUACAACAGGAUCAUAUAGGAGAAUAGUUGAUAAGAAAAGGUUUUGAAACAAAGAUCACCUUCUCAAGUGAGUACAUAGUGAAGGGUAAAUUUCACAAAUUAUUUAAGUGCACUCUAAGCACAAAAAAAACAACAACUUUAACUUAAUGUAGUGGUUUUGGUGUAUAUAUCAUGCUACUGCAGUCUCACUGAUCAAUUAUCUGCCAUUUAAUAAUUAAAUCACUUUACCUUUGCAGCCUCAGCCACACCUCCUCUGACUGUGACUUACAUCGUCUCCCUACACACUUCCUGUCAUGUGAAAUCUAAGUUUUAAAGUAACAUUAUAGGGUCAGGAACACAAACAUGUAUUCCUGACCCUAUCAUGUUAAAACUACCAUCUAGCCCCCCUGGUCCCCUCUUGCCUUUCUAAAUAUAGUAACAUCUAACUUGUAUUCAAGUCUGCAGAUGCUGGCUCUGCCUCUGAACUGCCUUUGUCUGCUGACAUCAUCAGAAGUGGUGGUCUGAGCCAAUCACAAUGCUUCCCCAUCGGAUUGGCUGAGACUGUCAAGAAGGCAGAUCAGGGGCAGAGCCAGCAUGAUUCAAACACAUUCCUGGAAAAUCAUCAUCUCCUCAUAGAGAUACAUUAAAUAAAUGCAUCUUUAUGAGGAAAGUUCAGUGUCUCUAUGCAGAAGUGGGAUACAAUGAAUGGCAGUGCUGCACAUUAGGCAACACUGCCCAAGGAAGCACCUCUAGUAGCCAUCUGAGGAGUGGCCAGUGGAGGUAUCCCUAGGCUGUAAUGUACACACUGAAUUUUCUCUGAAAAGAUAAUGUUUACAGCAAAAAGCCAGAAGGGAAUGAUUUUACUCACAAGAACAAAUACAAUAGGCUAUAGUUUUUCCGGUGACUAUAGUGUCCCUUGAAACUUCUUUUAUUGCAAGGUGUGUUUAAUAUAGAAUUUAUCUCCUGCUCUGUUAAUUGCCUGAAAUAGCAUGCAGGAGUCUCCUGUGUGUAAGUAAAGUUCAAUUAAAAGAUCAAGAGAUAAAACUGUUUUGUACAUUCUCAUUGAAAAGUAAACAAUUUUUUUCACUGAGGCUGUGUGAGUCACAGCCAGGAGAGGACACAUAAACACAAACAAAAGUCAUUUAACUUCUAAACCGCUUAGAGUAUCCCUUUAGGCAAACCUUAUUAUCAAUCUAGGACUGUGUUAGAGUUCUUUGCUGUAGUAUGUCUACUAUUGUAUUAUACAUUUAUUACCUGCUUUCAUAUGUCAUGGUGUCUGAACUAAUAUUUUGAACUCGGUAAUCCAUGGAUUAGGAAAAGUUUCAACUCUGAGGGUGUGCAGAUUUAUAGAAUAGGUGACGACACAGAAAGUUAAUGAGGAAUGCAACUUUAGCAGUACUCAAUAAUGCAAUAAUUAAAUGUCCCUUACUGGCACUAUAUAAUAAUGUAUCUUUAAUUUUGCACAGAGCACUUUUUUCUUCUUAGCUUUUUAUUCUUAUUAUUAUUCGUAUUUAUAUAAUACCAACCAGGUCCGGACUGGCCAUUGGGAAAACCGGCAAAUGUCCGGUGGGCCACGAUGACCAUGGGCCAAGGCCAGCAGGAGAGAUCAAGGGAUCUUCCCUGCCGGCCCAUGCACUGGCCCUAAGACGGAGUUCUGUCCCCUCACGGGCCGUUGGAAGGAAGAUUGCACAGUGAGCAAAACGCUCUGUGCAUGCAGGGUAAGCAGACUGUCUUCUCGCGAGCGCUGAUAUUAGCAGGGCAUUGCCAUGGUAACCCACGGCAACGCUUUGAAAGACCGGCACUCAUGAGAGACAGACGUGGUACAGACUAAAUAACCUGAUUGCCGGACCAACAGGGAUUACCUUGCGGUGUACCCCCUCUCACUGGACCACCAGGGAUCUGCAUGCUCCCUCUCCAUCUGCAAGGUUAUAAGUGGAAGGGGGAGAAAAAAAUGUUGUUGUUUUAUUUUUUUAAUUAUUAAAUUAAUUAUUUAAGCCUCUCUCCUACUAACUAUAUCCACAUACCCUCUCAUAUACAUGUACCCAUCUCAACACAUACACACUUUGACAGCCCUGCUCCACUUUUAUUCUCUGCUAUCCCACUAUUGAGAACACCAGAGACAAGUCACCAGCAAAGGCAGCGCAUGAUUACAUUGUACAACGCCCUCCCAAAAACAGGACAUUUACUUCACCCAAAAGCACUGGAUGCUCUGUGGGGCAUCACAAUAACAUAAUCAUUUGGCAGGGUAGGGGCGGGGGGGGCGUGCUUGUCAAUGGUGAUGACAAAACACGCCCCCUAUCUGGCCCCACCCCUCCUAGUGGGCUGCUCUGUCUUUAAGUGCCCGGGCCAAGUUUUUGUCCCAGUCCGGCCCUGAUACCAACUUAUUCCCAUUACAUCUCUUAUAAUGGGAUCAUGUGUUUGUAAUAGUAUAUGUUUUUCUUUUUUAAUAAGAAUAAUCUCACAAUCCUUUUUGUUUCUUUAGAAUGCUCAAUAUGAAGAUCGCACAGUUUAUUCAAUGUCUUUUCAUCAUCAUUACCCUUUGUACUUUCUAUGCAACAGUAAGUGAUUCAUAAAAUGUGCCAUUAUUUUAAAACUUUUUAUUACUUUUACAGUUUAUUAUAUUUUAGCACAGAGAUAUACUUGUAUAAACAUUAUCCUAUUUUGUGGAAACUGUAGAAAGAAGAGAAAAAAAGCUAUUGUCAUACAUACGUUGCUUACUUUUAAGUGGCUCUGUCACUUCGCUUGCCUCUGCAAUAUUUUACAAAUAUCCUCCUCGGUAACAUAUCCAGUUGAUGGUGAAAUAUGGUAGUAGAAAGUGAGAGGGAGCUCUUCUCAACCCAGGAUGACACGUUUUUCAAGUGACAAAAAAAAAAGCCAUAUGGGUGAAAUGCGUUGUGAUUUAAAAGAUUGUGGGGAUUGUACCACCAACGCCGUUUCCAUCGAGCAUGUUUACUCCGCUAAAUGUGAGUACAUUUAAUUUAUUCUAGCAUCGUUUAUUCUCCAUUUAAAACAGAGAGCACUGUUCUUCUCAUUUUCAUCUUUUACUAUAUGUCCAUUGGAAUAUACGGAGAAACAUCCUUUUAAGUCAUAUCUGUGAGGGGGGAUUAUACUGCUCUUUGAAGGUCUUUCUUUAUACGCAUGUUCUGAAAUUAUCACAAGACGUACCUGUGUCCUUAUAAAGUUCCUGGUUGAUACUUCAUCAAAUAUCCAGUGACAAGGAUUAUAUUUUCAGAAGCAGAAACAAUUGAGCCAACAGAAGGCUCCUUGUUUGUGAGUGUAUUUCUAACAUGGCAUUGCUUCUGCCCUUGUCACAAACAAUAUCACACUAUUGUUGUUCUCUCUCUCAUUUAUCUUUACUUCAUAUCUUGAAACUUGUCUAAAUCAGUGAUCACAUUGGACUACCUACUGAAAUCACCACCAUUACCAAGAAUUUUUUUUAUCUUUAACAAGGCCUACCUUAGUGAAUAUAUAGCCAAGUUAUAUUAUUUAUAUGUAUUUUACCAUUUAGUAAUAAGAUAAGUAUAUAGUUUGUCGACGCAACCUGUUUUCUCUUUUUUGCCUGUUUUAUGCUCUUGAAUGCUUUAUGCUUUUGCCUGUUUUAUGCUCUUGAAUUGUUAGGCUGUCAUUUUGGAGUCAGCGCUGUAUCAAUCUAUCCUAAUGUUAAAUAUUACCACUCCAGCCGACUCCAUCAGUCAAAUCCAAAUAUUGAAUGAGAUAUGCUUUCUUAGCACUUUAUUUUUUGGUAAUGAAAGGUCUAGGAUUGGUCGAUUAUGUAUUAGCCACUUUCUGGUUUGAUAAGCACUCAUUGAGCCCUGUGUAUUUUUUUUUAAUAUGAAGAUAGAUAUGUAGUGACUGGCACUUUCUCUUUCUUGAACCCCUCUAGACUCCACUCAUUUGGUUGUCCCUCUAAGUCACCUCCAAAUGACCCUAGGUCCCCCAUUUUACUUUUUUUUUACCUUACCUUUAUUUCUUCUCUGGAUCUAUGCCUUAGGGACUGUCAUUUGAGGUGUACCACAUGGGCUUCAUCUGCCCACACUAGCUCAGCCUGUGAAAUUCACAUACAUACCCAGUUGAACACUUGGGCAUUUACUAUUGUCAGAACUUUGGACCGAAUUCCGGCUAUUUGUCCAUUCGUCAGAAAGACAAAUGAACAAAUAAAUGUGACAUUGAAUGAAGCGAAGACCGCAUUGCAAUCAAACUUUGCUUGAUCGUUUAGUUUAUUACAAGGAGGGAGCUACUGGCUUGUGGCUUCCUUCUUGUAAUGUGUAAAAAUAGAAGCGGCGGGGAACUGUGCUCCUCGCCACUUCCUAAAGCCCCCUCAUGCUCCCCUCACUCUAUGGGGGUCAAUAUGACCCCAUCUCAGUAUAAGGGAGGUUGAAAUCUCCCUCCUGCUGCUACUCUCUACGCCCCAAGUAGGGAUGUGUCUACUAGACAGUGAACAGCCAGUGGCUGCUCAUUGUUGUAAAAAAUAAAUAAAAAUAAAAACCUACAAUCCAAUAAAGGGGGGCCUGACAGGUAGAACUCCUAAUAUAAUUAAUGAGGAGUGUCCCCAUCCAGCACCCCGGGAGUAUGGGCUAUUAAAAUAAAAAGGGCUAUUAAACUAAAAGGGAGUGUUCCCCUCCAGCCACUACCUAUUAGCACAGAAAGAAACAAUGUGUGUGAACACCCACCACAGUGUAAUAAGUGAUUAAUUUAUAUCAACAGAAAGGAACUUUCCUGUAUAGGAUAAGAUUUCCAGUAGUAUCCCAAAAGACUUCCUCUUGUCUUCCACACAACACAAGCAAAAAAAGGGGGAUGAUCUGCUGAACCAAUCAUAAAUAAAACAACAUAGCGUAUAACUGUGUAUGAUGACAAAUUGUAGAAGUUAUAUUCACAAAUGGCCACUCACACUUUUGCUGAAGUUUGCAAGCCUUGAAUAUUUUCCUUUUCAAAAUAGGAAUUCCAAAUCCUCUGUCUGGGUUAAAAUCUCCAUAGAUAUAUUGGCAUGUAUGUGCUCAGGAAAGAAAUGUAUAUAAAAGAAUAUAAGAUGCACAUUCAGAGUGAAGUACAAAAAAGUAUUUAAUAACUUACAUCAAGAUAUAAAAUCAUCAGUGUAGUCCCUCUAUGUCACCACCAGGGGUCCUACGCGUUAGGACUAAAGGUUUAUUGUUUAUUGUUCAUUGUUUAUUUGUACCUGUUGAUCACACACCAUACAAGUCCCUGAGGAAGUCCUAUUUGGUUGGAUGAAACGCGUAGGACCCCUGGUGGUGACAUAGAGGGACUACACUGAUGAUUUUAUAUCUUGAUGUAAGUUAUUAAAUACUUUUUUGUACUUCACUACCUAUUAGCAGCAGAUGGGGGUCUAUUUUAUAAUGAGGGGGAGAAACCCCCACAUUACUCACUUAUUAGCAGCAGCUGGGGGCCCUAAGCAACAAGGGAAAGGACCUAUUGUCUCCUCCGCCCCCACCCAUUGCCGGCAGGGAACCUGUUAUGGAAAGAAACAUACAUUUUCCAAGCCAGUUUAGUGAAUAGGGAGUAAUUGAUUGGCUGAGAGCGUCAACUGAUCACUCUCAGCCAAUCAGCAUGCCCCUGCCGAGCACUUUAGAGUUAAACUGUUUAACCUUUUGAGGUAAGAGCGCCUCCAGCAGCCUCCUGGCACCAUAGCAACUUAAUUUAGAUGAAGUUGUUUUGGUGUCUGAAGUGUCCCUUUAACCCCAUGUACCUCAUCGCUGAGCUAAUUAUAUGUUGUACUGUAUUUAACAUCAUAAACCUGUAGAUAUUGACAUAUUCAGCUGCUAUCAGUUUUCUAAGCAGCCGUUAGUCAAGGGGAGGGGAAACUGUUGAACUGUUGUGAUUAAAGAGAUAGGUACACAGUUAUUUCUUACACGUGUUAUCUUUUUUAUAUUAUUUAUUUUUUCUGUGCAGGUGAGUACAAUGAAAUAGCCUCAACAGCGUAAACCAGCAAAGUAACAAACAUGAGAUUACAUGAAUAUGGCAUUCACUAAAAUCAGCACAUUUUUUAAAAUAUCAUGCUAGUAAAUAAACUAGAAAAAUAAUAUGUCAAUAGAUAUUGAAGAAAGGACAGGUUAAGAUCAGAUUAUGUUAACUGACAGUUUUGUUAAUGGUAAUGCCACUGGGUAUCAGACAAAAGAAAAGAAGGUAUAGCAUAAAAUAGAAGCAUUAUCUUGCAAUAUAAGCUGAGAUGGUGUCCAUGAUACACAGAAGAUUCAUCUGUGUUAUUCAUCCUAGGCCACAGGAAGGCCAGAGUAGAAAGGCCAGCUCCACACCAGGAUGUCCCCAUCCAUCUUUAUCAGGCUUUUCAGAUUCCGUUGAGAUUCAAUCUGCUUGUUAAUCAAUGAGUUGUAGUACAAAGAUUCCCCACAUCUUUGGCCACAGGUCUUGUAGGAGGUCAAUCCUCAAGACCAUACAUACGCCACCUCCAAGUGGUAAGAUUGUAGGCCCUCAGGUGUCAGGAUCUUACCUGGUGUGGAGUCCGACGUGCAGAGUUAUACGCUUACCCUUGCAAAUAAACAAAGACCAAGGUGACCAAGUAAGAAGCCACCUGGGCUGUGAGUCUGUGCACGGGGGCUGUGCAGGAAUAGUGCUCCAAGUCGCAGUACAGGCAAGGACAAGCAGAAGAAUGGUCGAGGAAAGCCGAAGUCAGGGGAAGCCAGAGGUCAGAGUAAACGAAGAAAUAAGCCAAGGUCGGAAAGCGGAAUCAGUCUGUAGAACACUGGAUCAGGAUACACAAUAACAGGAACCAAACAGGAGAACCAGAGUCAAUGAACUGAGCACUGCCCUCAGAGAGAGGCAGCCCCCCAGCCUGGCUAAUUAGCGGAUAUGCUUCAGUUGGACUGAGAUUGACAGGAGCUGCCACAGGUAAAGUCCAGCCCCCGGUGCUGGAGACAAGGCAAGAAUAAACAUCAUAUUAAAAGAAGAACUGUAGUGUGGUUUAGAGGUAAGACAGCAGGACCAGCAUAUCAAAGGACCACAGUUGAAAUUCCCUCAGAACCACCUGGGGGGUGGCUACUCCUGGCUGUCUGAAUGGCACUGUGCUAAUUGUGACAUCAGGUUCUUUUCGUCACAGGUGACCCUUUUGGUUCAUGGACAGCUGCUUGAAGUUAAAUCCAACCAGGCCACCAGCCCAGAAGAGGAGCAGGAAAUUGAUUCUGCAAUUUGAAUCUGCUGGACAGCUGAUGGAGUGGCUUUGAAUAUGAUGCCAGAAUUCCAGGCAUAGAGCUUUGAAUAUGGUGUUGAAGAGGUGUCUCCGCCAUCUAGAUAUCUAGAUCUUCUUGGCUUUUCUGAUAGUCUGCUGCGGCAGCCACAUGGAUUGCGACAUACCAGGAUUACAUGCUUCUAUCAGGAGACCGAGUGUCUCAAUGGAAACAGGGGGGUGGGGGCAGCUGAUUGGUAGCUGUGAGAUAAGCACCAAGCCCCACGAGAUCGGCUGCUUAACCUGAGCACCCAAACACCUGAGCCCAUCCAAGUAGGCCUCAAGGCCAGUUGAGUGUAAGUCAGCAAGCUAAACACCUCAGUACAAGCUACAAGAGUUGCAGGCUGUUAUAAGUCAUCUGCUUGUAGUUCAGAGCCUUAUUUGCAGGAAGAUCGACAAUGAACAAUCCUUUAGUGGACAUGACGAAAAGGUCAGCACAGAAACAAGUCUGGCCAUACUGGAAGCCAGGCCCCACCUCCACACAAGAUAACUUAAAGGGACACUAUAACCACUCAAACAACUUUAACUCAAUGAAGCAGUUGUGGUGUAUAGAACAUGUCCCUGCAUUCUCACUGCUCUUUUCUUUGCUGUUUACCAUUCACUUUGUUUAUGAAGCCCCAGUCACACCUACCGGCAUGUGACUUGCACAGCCUUCUUAAACUCUUCCUGUAAAGAGUCAUCUAAUGUUUAUACUUCCUUGAUUGAAAGUUCUGUUUAAUUUAAAUCUCUUAUCUCUUGCCCUGUUAAUAGCUUGCUAGACCUUACAAUAGUCUCCUGUAUAUAAUUUAAGUUUAACUUACAGAGAAGGAAAUAAAAACGUUUAAAGUAAGUUAAAUCUGACUGAAAGUGAAACCUUUUUUUUCAUGCAGGCUGUGUCAGUCACAGCCAAGGGAGGUGUGGCUAGGGCUGCAUAAACAGAAACAAAUGUGAUUUAACUCCUAGAUGGCAGUAAAACUUCAAAGGCAGGAACUGCAUGCAAAAACUGUCAUUAAGCUAAAGUUGGUUUGGUGAUUAUAGUGUCCCUUUAAAGGUAAGUUUAAUUUAAUGAAAAUAAACCUGUAGCCCAGAGGCUCCACGUUAGGAGUAUUAAACCACAGUGGCCCGGGAGUAACUGAGGUUAAAGAUCUAUGUAAGGAGGGAUUAAUAUAUUGGAUGUGCCAGUAACAAAACAAAAUAAAAAUUGUCUUUGGCAAUAAUGUACUUUUGACAAUACAUACAGUUAAAAUGGUAUGUUUCACUCUUAGCAAGGUGGACUAAAAAGCUGUAUUUGAUGAGCUAUCCAAAGUUAUCUAUAUGUCUUAUGAAUUGCAUGCAUAUAUCAUUGCAUGUCAAAUCUAAGAUACCAAUAGAGGAGUAAGAAGAAACCGCUAUAUAUGGUGUGAGCAUAUUUUAUAUUUUAUUGCUCAUAGUCUAUAUUUUACCAUCAAUCAUGGAAACAAGCUCUUCAUGUUUAAAAUUACUAAUUGUUGUUGUGAAUUACUUGUCCUUUUUUUAUGUAGGAUUUUUUUUGGGUUGGGGUGAGCUUAAAAAAAAAAAAAUGCUAGCUUACUAAAAACAAUCAUUUCCGUAGCAUAUGUGCUUUCUGUAAUCAAUGAAAGAUAGUUUGUCUCCUACAGCGAAAUCUGGUGCUAAAUAACACUGGUUUCUGCAUGCCCUUUACUAAAUGUCGUCCAAGUUAUGCUCUGCGAAUGUUCACCACACAUGUAACUUGUUUCCCUUCAAGUUCCUAGUAUCACAUUGCAUAAUUUAUAAUACGUGUGUAAAACAAUCUGUUUUAAAUUAUCUAAGCGAGCUGUACACAGGAGACUCCACCCAUAAACAUUUUGCUGCACAGAUCAAGCUAAUGUUUUUUCUUAUAUGAUUUUGAUCUACGCAGUGCAGAAUUAUUUAAAUUACAGCGAGCUAAACAAUCUUUAUAUCUUUACAAAACGCACAAUACAUCUUUUUUUUUUUUUCAUUUUUUAAAUUCUUCAUUUUAUUUGUGCAUGUGAUUAACAGACAUAUUAGCUAUGCCACAACAGCAGGAGCAAACUGAUCGAUAUACAUAGCAAGACAUCCUUAUGGCAUUGGUAUCGUUGCACAUUUUUAGAUUAGAGUAGUUAGGAGAGAAAAAUCAGGCAUGACACUUAGUAAAGAAGUUAAGUAGUUAUGAGUGAAACUGGGCUUAUUUGCCAUGACAGUACCUAUUGGCACUGCCACUUUGCUAUCUGCACCCAACAAGGAUUAAGUGGACAUAUACAUAUACAGCACUGUGCAUGAGUUCGACACAUAGAAUUACUAUCUGAGCCUGCUGGGACCAAUGUUAUAAGAGGUGUGUUUUGCAAGGCAGAGAGGAGCUUAGCUAGGACAACAAGCAAAAUAGGAAAGGAAAACUUAAGAGUGAUUCUUGCAAGGUGGAAUAAAGUUGUACCAUAUAGCUACUGGAUCAGUCCUUUUGAUGAGAUCUUAUAAAGUCCUGAAUGCUCAAAAUUAUGGCAGAGUUCCUAGAGUCUUUGCAUAUGGUGAGCUGCAUCACAAUCAUGUAACACAUUCAAAUUAGACUAUGCGUUAGAGGACCUACGUGGGUUUGUUUAAUCGAUACCCAGUGCUGGCAGUGUGCUUGCUCUGAAGGUUGCUUGUCCGUCUGGGAAAGGGUGCACCUUGAGGUGGUGAGUGGUGCGCUGUGUCGCACAGGAGAAGCAUGGAUGCAGCUGCAGCUACUGUAGAUGCCUCCAGGAGGGAUAGGGUGGGCCUCACGAGAGUGAUGGUGCUUUCCACAGGCACAAAGGAAUUUUUCCACCAAAUAUAUAUGCUGCAAACAUCACCUUGUUUAGCCCAGUGUAGUGAGCCGACACAUCCCUGGAGCAGGUUACUGUGGUGGUCAGAUGGCGCUGGAUGGAUUCCUCUGUGUGCAAGUUUCAUCCUGUGCGUAGUUCGCACAUGUGGCUGGCGUGCGGCGGCCAUCUCGGGAGUGUUUCCCAGCAGUGUGAUUGUUUUCCGCCCAGCUUGGCGUAAUAGCAGUUGCUUAUGUAGACCGUGAUAAUCCCCCCCCCGGUCCGGGGGGGAAGGCCAGACACCAACCAGAGACCCGGGAGAGCAGCCUUCUCAUCCCGGCUCAAGCUCCAGCACGCCUCGGGCCUUUGUCAGGUUACUGUAGGCGCCAGACAGCAUCUCCGAUCUCCUUCAUUUCAAAGCUGCUAACAUAAAAUAGAUUUAAAAAAUAAAGAACAGUUGUGGUGUUGUGCAAUGCUAAGUGUACACUAAUGGUAUGAGAGCUAUUAACUGUUUACUCAUUUAAUCCACCACUCAUUAGGCAUAGGCAGCUGGGUAUGGUGGGGCCCACGAAAACAGGCACCCCUAUUGUAUCAUUAACUCUCCACAUCCCACAGCUGAAGCGUGUACAGAUAUAAAACAACUUGUAGCAGUUACUUUACAAGGAGACUGUGGGUGCAUUUUAUCUUUUUUUGUCCAACCUUUUUAAGCAUUUUGACAAAGAAAGAGAAGUUCACUCAUCCAUCAUGAACUGAAAGCUAAUUUUUGGACCAGUUAUUGCCUCUUGUUGAUGGGACAAAUGUAUGUGGUCAAGAUGAAUUAAAUUAAUUUGUUGUCCAAAAUACUCAGAUGGCCUCUUGUGGCUUAUCUCUCCAUUCAUUUGGUCUAAUAACCACCUUGACUUGUUUGCUACUACUGACAGUUUCCCUUUAAUUGCAAAACCAUCAGAUACCUAGCAACCAAAGCUGUCUCGUUUGCCUAUACGUUUUACUUUCUUAUUAUUUAUCCAGAAUAUUAGUACAGGAAAGAAGGGUAAUCUAUGACUAAUUGCCAUUAAACCUCUCAGAACCACCAUACUGACACAGCCUGUACAAAUAUACAAAGGCCAAAAACAAAUAUUCUGGAUGACUAUUGAGGGUGGAGAACUUUCACAUGAUCGUGUUCCAGGAAGAAUGGAUUGGUUUGAAUGCCAAGAAUUCUCUGUUUUUUGUGUGAAAAUUACAUGUUCUUAACUGAUAAAAUCCCUGUACAUUUAGCACUCUCAAAAGUGGUGUGUGGAAAGAACAGCAAAAUAAUAUGCCUAUAUAUUGCCCUGUUUUAUUUGAUUUUAAUUUGCAUUUGUUUUAUUAAACAGUGCCUGGAAAGCUGUCUCCAAGAACAGCUGCGAUUAAAGGGCCAGGUGAGACUUCUAGAGCUCCAAGUGAAACUUCAACAAAUAAAAAUCCAGAACCUGUUGCAAGAAAGGGAGCUUCAGUUAAUGGACAGAGGGGAUGAGCAGAUUGUGAUCGAUCUGGGAGAUAAAAGAAGUUAUGCAGGUUGGAACAUCGGUGAUUUCCUAUUGUUUAAAAAAGCACUAUAAAUCAUGGCAUUCUAAAAUGUUGACAUCCAUGACUGAUCAGUGUACACAACAAAAAUCUAGGGAGCUGGGGUCAAUGAUAUAUCCACCUUCAUUCAAAUUGCAAUAUGCAUAAAAAAUAGACUGCUUAAUUGCUGAAGUCACAAACUAUAAAAAUAUCAGAAUGGAACAAUGAGAACAAAACAAAAAACAAAAGUCAGUAAUAUAUCCAAUUUUAAAACCAGGAUUGUUGGUAAUGGGUAUUCCUUGAGGACCGUUUUAGGAAACUCUUUAUCAGCAGAGAAGUGCAAAGCAAAUUUUUGCACAAUCAGUCAAAGUUCCAAAGUAGAAACAUUUAUAGUUUUUGUAUAGAACACAAGAUUUAGAGUAUGCAGCCUCAACAAGAAUUAUCUAGAAAUUUGAAUUAUCUAGUACAGGCAUAGGCAACCUUUGGCACUCCAGAUGUUUUGGACUAUACCCCUCAUGAUGCUUUGCCAACAUUAUGGGUGUAAAAGCAUUAUGGGAGAUGUAGUCCACAACAUCUAGAGUGCCAAAGGUUGUCUACCUCGAUCUAGUAGUUUAUUAGAUGGCAGAGUGUUAAGAUAUUUCCAAGAAUAUCAAAUAACUCCACUGAAGACAGUCAAGCUCCAAAAAAAGGCAGCACAAUAACAACUAUAUAGACACACUACAUUUGCUCUUAGCUUUUAAAUAGGCAGAAAGCACCUCUACCAGGACACUAUGCCUGCCAACUGUCCCCAACUUGGCCGGUCAGUCCCGAUUUUCGUUUUCCUUGUUAUCCUGCUUUUGGGAAAUCUAGGGAACUGUCCUCAAUAAUAAUAGCACAAGCACAUCAAUAGACAAUGAUUACAGACAAUAGACAUCAAUAGACAAUGAUUACAGCACUAGGAUCCUAUAGGAAGCCCUGUAUGUCCUGCUCUCAGUGGACCAGGCUGCAUGAUUGACAGGCAGCCUUGAAUGCAUUUAUGGCAGGUUGAUCUGACAUUAAGUCAGGUAGACCGGCCUCCUUCCUGGGCAGAUCGGCUAACCCACACUAGCAAGCCUUUCUCCCCUCCAAAUACUACCAAGACUAAAAUUUAACAAAAACUAAGACUUAAAGUAGAGUGAAGUGCAUAGUGCUAGUAAGUGCUCAAAAGUGAGAAAACAAAUUGACCCGACGCGCCUUUUGGUGCUUACAACGGCACUUCCGUUAGGGGUUUGAUAGUGUGGGUUAGCUUUGUAGCUUAGAACACCCAUGAAGGUGUUGUUCAGGAGAUGGAGCCCUAUCUGGUUUAGGAGAUGGAUAGAUAGCAGUGCUGUUGUAUUACUAUAGCAUAGAACACCCACAAAGGUGUUUCCUAGAUGCUGCAGACCACUAAUUUAAUGGACACUUAGACACUAGCUAUGCUUAUACCAUAGUAGCACUCCACACCCAGGAAGGUGUAUCCUAGGAGUUGCUCUAUCCACACUCAGGAGUGGGAGAGACAGGGAUCCCCCUGUGGCAAUUUGCUCCUGCCUAGGCAGCAGUAAAAUUUGGAUGUGUUGAUGAGAUCCCAUAUGGCUUCACAGCCCAGGAUAUUACCAAGGGGUAAUCUACCCACAUACUUGGAGGUAAUUGCCUACCACUACUUAGCGGGGAAUUUGUUGUAUUGUUUUUUAUUUUUCUGAUUACAAUAAAGUUUAUUCUCACUUUGAUACAUUGUUCUUAGCCAGCCCCCUGGAGGUUUUGUGGUUGUAUACCCUACCAAGUUAUUUUAUAUACAUUAGUUAGCUGUUUUAUUACUAUUAUUUUCUCCAUUUACCUUACCAAUUUGGAAUCCCUCACUCUUCUUUGGUUUGGGAUUCCAUCUUUUUUCACAUUUAACAAUAUCCUGAUCUAUUCUGUCUCCUUUUUUAGACUGUGCUGAAAUUUAUAAUGAAGGACACAAACGUAGUGGAUUCUACAAAAUAAAGCCAAUCCAGAGCACAAGUCCCUUCUCUGUGUUUUGUGACAUGUCUGAAGGAGGAGGUUGGACUGUUUUCCAGAGACGCUCUAGUGGAAUAGAAAACUUCAACAGGUAAACCUAAACAGGAACAUUUUAAAAACUUUAUAAACACUUUGGAGUUCUUAAUGUAGGUGAGCUAGAUGGUUACUACUACUUCCAGUGUAAACAGAGGAGCACUUCAAAACACAUACUUACCUUAUUUAAAUAAGGGAUAUACAAGUAUAAACUGGAUAAAAAAGAGAGACAUUGUAGUGUAGUAUGUAAAGUCCGUAUCAAGGAGUAUAAUAAUUAUAGUAUUACACACUCACAUAGGUUAAAGCCAGAUAUAGACAGGCUCAAAUCACACAGGUAGAUGUGCCACAAGGUGUCACAAACCCUCUUCUUUUUUUAUUUUAGUAUCUCUCAAUAAAAGAUAUGCAAACAGAAGCACAAAGCUUCUGGCGUGAUACAGUAAAGUGCUUAGUUACAUGUAUAUAUUGCUCACCUUAAUUAGAGCCCAAUAUGCGUGGCUCUAGGCGUAUCAGCUUGUGUCUCUCUUGUAGAGGGACACAACACUUCUUGUGCAAAGAAGCAGAUAUGAAGGUGAAGUCCACCAGGAAAUGUUGGCAUACAGUUAUUAAAAUAAGUAAAAUCAACAAAUAAUACGUAAAAACAGUAAACAAAGUCCUUACGUGCUUCCACCUCCCAACAUCAAAAAAGUUUGUACCAGUAACUUAUUAACCCCUCCAUCAAGCUGGCUUAAUUUGGCAGUACAUCUCCUGAUGAUCAAACAUAUCAACCCGAAAGAAAGGCUCUGUAACAUAUUGGUCCGUUCAUUUACAAACUCCUCCUCCUCUUGGUCGAAAGAGGGACUUUUUGAGAAUCUCAGACCUCUUGGGGUCAUUUUGUUUGUUUUUUUGUGAAGUUAGGUCAAUAGUCGCAUAAGUGCCUUGCUUGCACAGAUCCCUUUGGUCUUUGGACUUUUGAGUUCUCAAUUUAUUAACUGGAAAUGGAAUAGAACAACUGUAAUUAGAGACUGCAUAUAUAUACCAACCAUACUCUGGAACAGGGUGCUUGAAAAAGGAUUUGUGACAUUCAAUACAUGGCUUGAAAAAGGCUACUGACAAAGCCAAAAUGUUACAUUUUUAACUAGGAGCUUAAUUAGGUUCCACUAGGCCCCGAUGCUAGAAUCAAAAAUGGCCCCCAUCCUUAUGACUCCCUCCUAAGGAAUACACCUAAGUAGGACGUGAGUGGGCUCAGUGUGUAUGUGGUGGUUGGUAAAGUGUGAUGUAAUUUCAUGGCAUAAUGACUGAGCAGAGGAGAACAAAAUGGCAAUGAACAGAUAUUGAGAUCUGGCACAAAGAAUAAGGUAGAAAAAGAUAAUAAAUACAAAUAAAAAAGGCAAGUGGCAAAGGAGGGAGUAUAAGUAUUAAGAUACAGGAAGAAUAAGGAAAGGAAUGCCAAAAGAAAAAAUCAACAACAGGGUUGAUUUAAACUAAAUUAGAGGUCUUCACAUUAUAUUGCUAAAGAGAGAAAAAAAGUGUUUUUUUUUUGUUUUGUUUUUUCAACUAUUUUAUGUACUGUUCAAAUUUAGUCAGUGAUUGGCAUAUAGAAGUAUAGUUCAAAAUUACUUUGUUUUCUGAAAGAAAACAAACUAUAUAUAUAUAUAUAUAUAUAUAUAUAUAUAUAUAUAUAUAUAUAUAUAUAUAUAUAUAUAUAUAUAUAUAUAUGUUGUGUUAGCAUGUUAAAUAACUAGUAGGAAAAUCAUGGGCCCACAAACAGAUAAACGUUACAAUGUGUCUGGUGCUGGGAUUCAGAAUAACUGUAAUAAUAAAUGGGACAAAUAAGUGUGUAGUUAUAAAUCUAUUUUUUACCAUACUUUACAUGCUUUGUAUCUUGUAGUCUCAAUUUCACAUUGACACCUGUUCCCAUACCAUCUUAUGUUACUGUAUUAUGAAGCUACAUGGAUAACUUUCAACUGCGAACAUACCUUAUUGUUGUGUUACUCCCUCAAAUUACUAAAAAUAUGAUGAAUUGGUCAUGUUUCCCUAUGUACUGAUUCCUUUUUCUCAAUAAAGGAACUGGACAGAUUACAAGAAUGGAUUUGGUGAUUUUGUUUCUGCAAAAGGAGAAUAUUGGAUUGGGAAUGAUAACUUGCAUUGUCUGACAUUACAAGGUAUAAUAAUAUGAUUUGACAGCCGUACACUGAAACAGAUAUUUUAUUGUAAUUUUUGAUCAAGUUAUUUGUAAUAAUUAGUAAUUAGUGUAGCGUGUUUGCUGUGCAUCACCUUAAUUUGUGUGCACCUUCUUCUUAAUAAAUAGAAUUACCAAGAUUGUGUCCUACAACACUUUGCAAAGUUGGGUGAAGAACAUUGAAAACUGUAUAAUUCCACAGGUUUUAUGGUACUCGGGUCACGAGACAGUUAAGUUCAUAGAUUGUUUGGUCCUCCAUUAUCCUUCUUCACCAAAUAUUUCUUUAUUAUUGUUUUUGUACUUUUGUUUUGCACAUGUGUUCAAAAAAUGUUUGAUUUUUUUACAUUUUUAUGAUGUAAAACACUAUAAAUUCUAAAAUAAAUCUACAUCCCAUCUAUAAUAUGGAAACAUUUGUAAAUUUACAUUUAAAAAAUGCACUUAAAAGGACACUCCAGGCACCCAGUACACUUCUGCCCAUUGGAGUGGUCUGGGUGCCAACUCCCACUACCCUUAACCCUGCAAGUGUAAUUAUUGCCGUUUUCAUAAACUGCAAUAAUUACCUUGCAGGGUUAACUCCUCCUCUAGUGGCUGUCUAUUAGACAUGAUGAAGGGGAGGAGCAGCGGUGACCCGAAACCACCGCAGAGGGACAUCAGCGGGGGUCUCAGGUAAGUCACUGACAGGGUUUUCACCCCUUCAGCAACCGGGAAUGGGUGGUGGAAGGGAGAGGGGACCUGCAGUGCCAGGAAAACAGAUUGUUUUCCUGGCACUGGAGAGUCCCUCUAACUAUAAUUUUAGAGUAUUACACUGAUACUACUUAAUUUGAACGUUGUCAUAGACAAUAUUUAUAUUUGCUUUUGCUGUUGCCUUUAGGUGACUACACACUAAGAAUUGAUCUGCUGGAUUUUGAAGGACAAAGAAGAUUUGCACAAUAUAAAAGUUUCAAAGUUGAUGAUGAACAGGUAGUAAAAUAUUAUUUAUCCAAAUAAUAGAUCAUAUAAUUGCUUUUUCUAACUAACCAAAGCAAGUUGAACUUUGGGUGAUGCUGAGGGUGGUGAUGCUGAGGGUGGUGAUGCUGAGGGUGGUGAUGCUGAGGGUGGUGAGGUGGGUGAUGCUGAGGGUGGUGAGGGGGGUGAUGCUGAGGGGGGUGAUGCUGAGGGUGGUGAGGGGGGUGAUGCUGAGGGUGGUGGGGGGGGUGAUGCUGAGGGGGUGGGGGUGAUGCUGAGGGUGGUGAGGGGGUGUGAUGCUGAGGGUGGUGGGGGAGUGAUGCUGAGGGUGGUGGGGGUGAUGCUGAGGGUGGUGAGGGGGGGAGGAAAAGCCGAGGGUGGUGAGGGGGGGUGGGGGUGGUGAGGCUGAGGGUGGUGGGGGAGGCUGAGGGGGGGGGUGGUGAGGCUGAGGGUGGUGGGGGUUUGGGGGUGAUACUGAGGUGGGUGAUGCUGAGGGUGGGGGUGAUGGUGGGGGUGAUGCUGAGGGUAGGGGAUGAUGCUGAGGGUGGUGAUGCUGAGGGUGGGGUGAUGCUGAGGGUGGUGGGGGGUGAUGCUGAGGGUGGUGAUGCUGAGGUGGUGCUGAGGGUGGUGAGGGGAUGAUGCUGAGGGUGGUGAGGGGGGGUGAUGCUGAGGGUGGUGAGGGGGGAGGUAAAGCCGGCGGGCUGGUGAGGGGGGGAGGUGGGGGUGGGUGAGGCUGAGGGCUGUGGGGGGUGGUGAGGCUGAGGGUGGUGGGAGGCUGAGGGUGGUGGGGGGUGGUGAGGCCGAUGGUGAGGCUGAGGGUGGUGGGGGGUGGUGAGGCUGAGGGUGGUGGGGAGGCUGAGGAUUGUGGGGGGGUGGUGAGGCUGAGGGUGGAUGUGAGGCUGUCAGUCAGUGACCGAGGACCUGACACAGUCUGCCCAUAGGUGGUUUAGGCGGCCGUGAGGCCCCAGCCAGUGCGAGGCCUUGGGCGGCCGCCUAAACCGCCUAAUUAGAGAGCCGCCUCUGCGUAAAAAGCAAAGCAGUGAUGCAGCUCCUGGAGGAUGGAACUCCAGAAGCUGAAAAAAAAGACUGUGGUGCCCACAAAGAAGAGUUUCCACUGGCCACUGCUCAAAUGAAAAAUAAAAAACUGGAUAUUUCAAAGCAUAGGAGACUUCUUUAGAGCUGUGAGUUUUCCAAAUGCAACAUUAUUUUUUUUAAAUUCCAUAUAACACUCACAUGAAUAUAAUAUAUUUGUCCAUUAACCUGACUACACUAAUUAUCUUCCCAUUGAACCUUGAGAUUCUAUUUAUCUCUUUUCUCCUAUGGAAAUUGCCAAUUACCACUUCUGACAUCUGACAAUUUGAACAGGCGCUGUAAAUAUCUAUACUUAUCCAUAUGUAUAUUUACAUACCACCUACGCUAGAAACUGUGAGAAUCUAUCACUCUACUCUAAUUCUGUCAGUCAUUUGUUUAUUGAUUGAAUGAUUUACAUAUACAUUUUGGAAUACCACUGUAUUCAGCACAAUUCACUGUAUGAAUAACAUGAAAUCUCAUCCAAAAUAUACCCUAUAAUGGAUAUCAGUAUCAAACACUCAAUAACCCUAGAUUAUGAAUAUGGUGUCAUUUCAGAGCUCAUACCAGAUGAGCUGUGGAGACUAUACAGGUACAGCUGGCGAUUCCCUUGCUGGUGGUUUUAAUGCUGAAGUUGAAUGGUGGGCAAGUCACAACGGCAUGAAAUUUAGUACCCGGGACAGAGACAAUGACAAUUAUGAAGGACACUGUGCUGAGGAGGACAAGGGUGGAUGGUGGUAUAACAGGUAUGCUACCUAACUUUUUUUUUUAAUAACUGUCUUCAUUUUUGGUUUUGUGGAAAAUGUUAAAAUAAUGUUAUUAUAAACUGCAAACUAUCACUAUUCAAUAUACUUUACAGACAAGUAAUUGCAAUUAAGCAAUUAGUUGAGACUUGUGCGGUAUUGUUGCAAUUUGAAUUUUCCUACAGAGCACCACAAUUAUAGAAUAACCUCAAGGACACAGUCAAAUCUUCAUUCAAUCUAAAAUCUUUUAAGAGAUCUAUGGCAAUAUACCUCAGCACAGAAUGCACCUGUCAUGGUUGAAUAUAUUUAUUACCUGUUAUGUAUUCAAUUUAUAUAUGUGUAUAUGUAUAUUUGUGUAUAUAUAAAUCCAAAUAGGUUAUGGUGGGGAAAAAUUGUGAUUAGAAACCCCUUCCACCUGAAGUCUGUGAAGAGUUAAUACAAUGUUAAACAAAAAUCUGCACACCAGUCAAGCCAUAAGACUUGCUUUUCCCACAGAAAUCAAAAAUCUGCAGUAAUGUUACUACCGCAAAGGAUUCUGUCCAUGAGUGGUUUACUGGCUUUGCAUCUUUUCCUAAGUUGUGUUUCAAAGCUGUUGCAUACAGCAAACACAGACUCAAAGGAAUCCAUGUUUAAAAUGGAAUGAGGCAAAAAUGUGAUUCUUUGUUAAACUAAUUUGCAUAUGCCCACCCAUAAUCCUUUGCGGUAGUAACAUCACUGCAGAUUUGGGAUUUCUGUGGGAAAAGCAAGUUUUAUGGCUUGACUGGUGUGCAGAUUUUUGUUUAACAUUGUAUUAACUAUAUAUACACUGGUUUUGCAUCUUUUCCUAAAUUGUGUUCCAUUCAGUUGUAUACUGCAAACACAGAUUAAAAGGAAUCCAUGUUUAAAAUGGAAUGAGGCAAAAAUGUGAUUCUUUGUUAAACUAAUUUGCAUAUGCCCACCCAGAAUCCUUUGCGGUUGUAACAUCACUGCAGAUUUGGGAUUUCUGUGGGAAAAGCAAGUUUUAUGGCUUGACUGGUGUGCAGAUUUUUGUUUAACAUUGUAUUAACUAUCCACAGACUUCAGGUGGAAGGGGUUUUCAAUCACAAUUUUUCCCCACCAUAACCUCAAUUUUUCCCCACCAUAACCUAAUUGGAUUUUGCUUCCCAAGCACUACCAAGCCUCAAUAAGGAAACCAGUAACCAACCUCAUGCUGAAGAGUUGCAUUAAAGAACCACUAUAGUGCCAAGAAAACAUACUCGUUUUCCUGGCACUAUAGUGCCCUGAGGGUGCCCCCACCCUCAGGGUCCCCCUACCGCCCGGCUCUGGAAAGGGGAAAAGGGGUAACACUUACCUUUUUCCAGCGCUGGGCGGGGAGCUAUCCUCCUCCUCUCCUCCCCGUCGGCUGAAUGCGCACGCGCGGCAAAAGCUGCGCGCGCAUUCAGCUGGUCGCACAGGAAAGCACUAUCAAUGCUUUCCUAUGGACGCUUGCGUGCUCUCACUGUGAUUUUCACAGUGAGAAUCACGCAAGCGCCUCUAGCGGCUGUCAAUGAGACAGCCACUUGAGGAUUUGGGGGAUGGAUUAACCCAUUUAUAAACAUGUUUAAAAAAAUGGGUUAACCCUAGCUUGACCUGGCACCCAGACCACUUCCUUAAGCUGAAGUGGUCUGGGUGCCUAGAGUGGCCCUUUAACAACGAAACAGCUGUCCAUGAGUGAUUCACUGGUUUUGCAUCUUUUCCUACAUUUUGUUCCAAGCAGUUGUAUACUGCAAACACAGAUUAAAAGGAAUCCAUGUUUAAAAUGGAAUGAAGCAAAAAUGUGAUUCUUUGUCAAACUAAUUUGCAUAUGCCCACCCAGAAUCCUUUGCGGUUGUAACAUCACUGCAGAUUUGGGAUUUCUGUGGGAAAAGCAAGUCUUAUGGCUUGACUGGUGUGCAGAUUUUUGUUUAACAUUGUAUUAACUAUAUAUAUAUUUAUAUAUAUAUAUUGUAUAUUAUAUUUUUGUAAUAUUGUACAAUGCAAUGAUUUGUGGACCCAGGACAUACUUGAAAACGAGAGAAAUCUCAAUGUAUCCAUCCUGGUAAAAUAUUUUAUAAAUAAAUACAUUUGAUCAGUACUACUAAGUAAUAGUUAUUAUCUCAUAAUUCCACUAGGUGUCACUCUGCCAAUUUAAAUGGUUUGUACUACAAGGGACCUUACACUUCUCAAACAGAUGACGGGAUUGUUUGGUACACGUGGCAUGGAUGGUGGUAUUCUCUAAAAUAUGUUGCCAUGAAGAUUAGACCUGCAAACUUUGAGCCAAAUGUUGUUUAAUUUGUUCACUCAACAGUAAACAAAUCUGAAGCUGGUAGGUCUGUUUUGCAUGAAAUCAAUUCACGAUUAUAUUUUUCACUAAAUUUGACACGUUUUACGAAUGCUCUAAAUAAUGUAUCAGUAGAAACAUUUUUCUUUCCUCUAAACUGCUUACUAAUAGUAUUGUAUAUGUUUACUUAAACUAUGUGGGAAAUGUAGUAAUUAAAGUGAAAUAUGAGAAUUGAAUUGGCUCAAAAUGUACACUUGCCACUAGUCAUUGGCAAAUGAAAAUGUAGCCCUAGCAUGCACAUUUUCACGCCUGCUAAGUAAGCUAUGGCUUGCGGUGGUGAGUAACGGUUAAAGGACCACUAUAGGCACCCAGACCACUUCAGCUCAAUUAAGUGGUCUGGGUGCCAGGUCCCGCUAGUUUUAACCCUGCAGCUGAAAACAUAGCAGUUUCAGAGAAACUGCUAUGUUUACAUUGCAGGGUUAAUCCAGCCUCUAGUGGCUGUCUCCCUGACAGUCACUAGAGGCUCUUCCGCGUCAAAAAAGAUCCCCAUAGGAAAGCAUUGAGUAAUGCUUUCCUAUGGGCGUGUUUGAAUACGCCUCUGGCCGUGCAUGCGCAUUCGGCUUAACAAAAAGCUGACGUCGAUGGGAGAGGAACAUAGGCGGAGCCUGACCCAGCACCAAGGGAGCCCGGCGCUGGAUUAAGGUAGUUGAAGUGGUUUUAACACCUUCAGCACCGAGGGAGGGGGGCCCAGAGGGAGGGAGGCACUCCAAGAGCCUUUAGUGCCAGGAAAACGGAUUUGUUUUCCUGGCACAAUAGGAUCCCUUUAAAGCCUGGCUAGUAGUGUAGGACCUCAAAUGUAAGCCCUGUUAUGAGCUGAUAUUUUCUAAAUGAUUCUACUAUAUAGGUAAUAGGAAUACCUUUUAUAUAUUCACUGCUGUAUAGUAUUGGGUGUCAACAGGCCAGAACAACGAUUUGCCUACCUUUCUAUAGCAGUUGGUACCACCAGAUCUUAGGUAGAUCACAUCCAGAGAUUAUCACUUCAGCUUGGAAGCAGAAAGUGGCUGGGAUGCAGUCCUACAGGGAGUAUGUAUGCAUUUUACAGUAAGACUGAAUUGGAUCUGUAAAUGCAUCUGCAGUACAGUUGUAAGAGGCAGCAUUAGCUCUUGCCUGUAGGUCAAUCUGGAGUCUUCUGUGGAUUGCAGCCGGGAGACAUAAAACAUAGCAUGGAGAGUAAUUAGUAUGUAACUGUAUAUAUUAACUAAAGCUUCUCAAACUAAUUUUACAUAAGAAAUUUAAGCUGCGCUAUACCACAAAUAAACAGAUGUUGUCACUGCAAUUAUAGAUAACAUAUAGAUACAUUGGUAAAAAAAAAAAAAUUAGACAUGAACUUAUAUUACAGCAAUUCAUUACUAUAAGGUAAAUAAAAUAGUGAGGUCUAUAUUACACGUAAUUAUUGAUUAUUUAGUAAUCCCAUUAGCUUUAUCAAAUAAUGUCAUCUAAAACAGGGUUGUUCACUAAAAUGAGAAUUGUCAGGAAUGCAGGUUGAAUUCAAAGUGAAUUUCAAGUUUAAGGGCAAAGUAGCUUAAAUUCACUUUUAAUUCCCUACAUUGUCACAUCAGUGAAUAAUAACCCUGUUGAUCUUCAGGCAAGGAUUAGGAUCCCAGAGGGCCCUAGGCAGGCUACUUAUUUGUCCCCACCCCUUCUUCCUGUAGAGAUGAUGAAAGGGGCCAAGUAAAAUCAUGGUCACCUAAGGUCACCUUAUGGUUACUCUUCCUAUUAUCUUCAGGGCACUCCCAAAUCAACUCAGAAUGUCAUAUUAUUCUAAAACAGUCCAUAGUAAGAUAUCACUAUUAUUUCCAUAGUAUACAGGUUGCCUAGGAUUAAGCUAGGUGGAGAGCUGUAUAAACAUUCAGCUUAUCGAUGAAUCACUAAACAUUCAGCUUUUUAACACUCGUCUAUCAAUCGUUGUUUGCCUGCACGGGUUGAUGCGCAUUUGAUGCAACUCUAAGAUCUCUGUCCAGUGAUUCAAAAUGAAUGAGCUCUUAUUGCCACUUAUUUGUCUUAUUUGAUACAUUUGCUUUGUACUUUGUCUUGUGUGUUUUGUUUCUGCACAUUUUGACGUAUUGUUUUACAUGUAAUAAAAUUGUUACUGAUUUUAUUUUUACAUGUUUUACAUAACUAGUGUAUAUAUGUGUUUGUCUACUGAAUGUUGGUCUUUCACCAUAGCAAUUACUUUGAUCUAUAUACUGAAUUCUUGCAAGUUAUUGAUAAAAGUGACAUUUUCUAAGUGAUAUUAAGGCCAAAGUAGCCAUACUGGAAGUAUAGUGGACUUAGAUUUUCUUUCCUAAUUUGGCAUAUGGUCAACAUAUCCACAGAAUGUAGCAUAGCCAGGCUAUAUACAGUUGAACACUGGAACAAUGUACUUGACAGGAGGAUGACAAAGUAAUUAUAGAAACAGAAACAAAAGACUGAACUAAACAGUUCUUGACUGGCAGUACAUUAAUAUCGAACUUGACAAAAAUACUUCAAUUGGUCAGAAAUAAUCUAAAGCUAGAUAUGGGACAUGUAUUAAUACCAACAGCUAAGUGGAAAAAUAUAACUUGCAUGAGCUGGUUGGCUUGCCACACUUGACUCUUCUGAGCUUGGCACACGAAGACAAGGACACAAUUAUACAGGCCAGAUUGUGCACUAUCUCUAUGUCUGGAUAUGUGUGCCUUGCAACGCAUCUUUGUGAUUAGUGAACUUUGCUUGAUGACAAGACCAGACACCAGCAAUGCAUCUUGGGGGAGAUGCAGGAUAUCAGCAAAAGAAACCACCCUACAAACUGUUCUUGAUAAAAUGAGAUAACUUCCAAGAACCCAUUUAUAAAGAACAUCAAAUAUAUGAUAGAUAGCAUAUACCGCUCCCAUUAUUCACUAUAGUGUCCCUUUAGAACUCCAAGAGUUCUCACAUGUGCUACACAGACUUGAAGAAAACACAGAUUAAGGAACAGCGCACACACACCCAGAAAAAAACAGUUUUAAGUUUUACCAGGCUACUCAGCAUCACCUAUCUUGGCAAACACAUAUGGAAUUCAGUUACACCAUAUGGCCAUAUUGUGUUAAGCCCAUCACUACUUCACAGUAUUUAAAUAUACUUGAACAAAUAUAAGCAUAACUACUUCAUCAUGCAGGUGGAGAAAAUGGCUGAGGUUGACAAGGAUGAGAUGGGGUUACCUGUGUUCAAAACCUGUGCCUUUAGGUUGUGUCCCACCACCACUCAUGCAACAAUUAUAAAAGAAAGACUAUUUGACUUGUACAAUUCUAGGCCUAGACUAACAUAUAUGCAAACCAGUUUACUUUCUCAUAAAAAAGAAUGUAUAGAAAGUGCCUGAGUUCUUCAUACGUAGUCACAUAGUAAUAUAGGGUGAAAACACAGACUCACAUCCACGAAGUCUAGACUUUCACCUAUCUAGGUUACUGGCGUUGAUCCAAAAGAAGGCAAACGGUCUUUGCCUGUUAUACACUCCUCUGACAGGGAUGCACUGACUGUGGCCUAGGCCCCGGGCAAAAUUAGGAGCUGGGCCCCCUACAGACGGAUAUAUAAUGGUGUAGAAGGGCUGUGUAUUUGAUUGUAUGUGCACUUAAAGUGAAUGUAUGUUUCUGUGUGUAUAUUCACUGUGAGCCCUGUCAGGGGCGGACUGACCACUCUGGUAGAUCGGUCAUGGACCGAGGGCCGAGGCAGUCAGGGGCCCGGCUGCCUGAACACUCAUACUCUCUCUGGCUGGGGAGUUCAGAGCUCUCCCCAGUCAGAGAGGCACAAUUUAACAUGAUACAUGUUCCCACUCACCUAAUGAGACCUGGCAGCAAUCCAGCUCUUGCCAGGUCUCCUCCAUCUUCUAUGUGCGGAGCGUGUGAGAGGAGGAGGCAGGGCCGGGGGAGGGGAAGUGACAUCACUUCCUGCCCCCUCCUCUCCUCCUGCAGAAUAUACAGAGUGAGCAGCCUGGCAGAGUCAGCAGGUAUGUAAAUCUCCCAUCUCCCCCUUAACUCAUAUCAGCACCCACUUCAUCUCCCAUGCCACCUCCACCUCAGCACCCACCUAAGCAUCCGUCUCCCCCUUAACUCACUUCAGUGCCCAAUUCAUCUCCCAUGCCUCCCUUCACCUACUUCAGCCCGAUGCCCCCUCCACCCACCUCAGCACCCACUUCAUCUCCCAUGCCCCCUCCACUUCAGCCCCCACUUCAUCUCCCAUGCCCCCUCCACCUCAGCCUCCAUGCCGCCUCCACCCACUUCA
Molecule: messenger RNA, 28209 nt
Organism: Pelobates cultripes (western spadefoot toad)
Lineage: Eukaryota; Metazoa; Chordata; Amphibia; Anura; Pelobatidae
Source: the annotation of a GenBank genome assembly